Paramecium sonneborni is the source of this 966-nucleotide messenger RNA. The record is from the annotation of a GenBank genome assembly. NCBI's taxonomy places the organism in Eukaryota, Ciliophora, Oligohymenophorea, Peniculida, Parameciidae.
AUGGAAAGCAAUGAAAAUUAGGAGACUUCUCAAAGUAUAUUUUUCUCUUUACGUCAUGAUUAAAACUAGACUAACAGUUUUCACAGUUUAGAUGAUGAUCUUCAUGAGAAAGGAGAUGAAAAAUCAAUAAAUAUAGAAAUGCAGAACAUCAAUAAUUGUGAAUCCAAAGAUUCUCCUAUUUCUACUCAACAACAUGAAGUGGCAUAAUAAUAAUUUAUUUAAUUAAGGCUUUUAGGAAGAGAAGUUAAAUAAGUACAACCUUCAUUUUAAAAAGAGAUAAUACCUAUCAAUAUAACAUUUUUGUAUUUGGAGUAUAUUACAAAUAAUCCUAGAAUGAAAAUAUGGUUAUUGCUCAAUAUCAUGUUAGACAUUUGUUUAAGGACACUUAUUUUGGUGUUUUUUUGUUUAAGGACAAUUGAUGAAGAUUAAUUAAUAAACCCUCUUUAAGAUAAGAUAAUUACAGCUUAUUUUAUUAUUUUUUUAUUAACUCCUAGAAUUUUACAUAUGCUAACAACAUCUAAAUUGAUUUUUAUGGAUAAAUAUGAUCUUUAAAACAGAUCUUAUUUACCAAUGAGUUAUGUUUUUAGAGCUAAUUUCAUUCAAGAGAUUUGCCCUAAUCAAGAAGAUCUCAAACCUAUCAAUUAUAAGGAUAAUAUUCUAUCCUUUCGUACAACCAUGUUUAUCAUGUUACCAAUUGAAUUAUAAUGGAUUACCAUGUACCCAUUUAAGGAUAAAAAUAAUUCUGUAACCACUUUCAUCAUUAGUAGUUAUAUACUUAAAAGUAUAGAAGUUAUUGUUUUUGAACCAAUUUUACUCAUUUAAAUAUCUUUUAAUACUGAAAAAUUGCAUUUCUAUACAAGAUUGCUCUUUGGUCUCAUAUUACUAGAUAUCAUCAAAUUUGUUAUCCUCAAUCUGUGUUUAAUAAUAUUUAGCAAUAUAGGAAAAAAUUCUAAAGUUAAAAUAUGA